Molecule: messenger RNA, 675 nt
Organism: Zalophus californianus (California sea lion)
Lineage: Eukaryota; Metazoa; Chordata; Mammalia; Carnivora; Otariidae
Gene: MYOG
Product: myogenin
Exons: 3
Coding region: 1-675 (224 amino acids)
Biological process (GO): positive regulation of myoblast differentiation; muscle organ development; positive regulation of transcription by RNA polymerase II
Molecular function (GO): DNA-binding transcription factor activity, RNA polymerase II-specific; RNA polymerase II cis-regulatory region sequence-specific DNA binding; protein dimerization activity
Source: RefSeq, a predicted model, not a curated record
AUGGAGCUCUAUGAGACAUCCCCCUACUUCUACCAGGAACCCCACUUCUAUGACGGGGAGAACUACCUGCCCGUCCACCUCCAGGCCUUUGAGCCACCAGGCUAUGAGCGGACUGAGCUCAGCCUGAGCCCCGAGGCCCGAGGGCCCCUUGAGGACAAGGGGCUGGGGACCCCCGAGCACUGCCUGGGCCAGUGCCUGCCGUGGGCGUGCAAGGUGUGCAAGAGGAAGUCGGUGUCGGUGGACCGGCGGCGUGCGGCCACACUGAGGGAGAAGCGCAGGCUCAAGAAGGUGAAUGAGGCCUUCGAGGCUCUGAAGAGGAGCACCCUGCUCAACCCCAACCAGCGGCUGCCCAAGGUGGAGAUCCUGCGCAGCGCCAUCCAGUACAUCGAGCGCCUGCAGGCCCUGCUCAGCUCCCUCAACCAGGAAGAGCGGGACCUCCGCUACCGAGGCGGGGGCGGGCCCCAGCCAGGGGUGCCCAGUGAAUGCAGCUCCCACAGCGCCUCCUGCAGUCCAGAGUGGGGCAGCACACUGGAGUUUGGCCCCAACACAGGGGAUCACCUGCUCACAGCUGACCCUACGGAUGCCCACAACCUGCACUCUCUCACCUCCAUUGUGGACAGCAUCACAGUGGAAGAUGUCUCUGUGGCCUUUCCAGAUGAAACCAUACCUAACUGA